Molecule: messenger RNA, 5286 nt
Organism: Onychostruthus taczanowskii (white-rumped snowfinch)
Lineage: Eukaryota; Metazoa; Chordata; Aves; Passeriformes; Passeridae
Gene: SLC45A1
Product: solute carrier family 45 member 1
Exons: 11
Coding region: 353-2632 (759 amino acids)
Biological process (GO): transmembrane transport
Cellular component (GO): membrane
Molecular function (GO): sucrose:proton symporter activity
Source: RefSeq, a predicted model, not a curated record
UUCAGGUCAAAGUAACAUCCAGUCAGGCUUUGCAUGGCAUGAGGCAGAAACAGGAUUUUCUAGCGUGGCAGCAAGUGGAGUAGUGGAUAUUGUGGAUAUUGUGGAGGAGACCUGGGUGCAGACACAGCAUCCUGUUGUGCCCACAGGCAUGUGGACCAGCUCUGAGAAGUGGCAUGUGGCAAGGCUGGGUCGGUGGAGACCCAGAAGCUUCAUGUCUGGGGAGGCAAAAGAAGAAGCUGAGCACAGACAGGCAUCUCCUAAUUUUUAACAAAUUCUCAUUGUAAGGAAAUUACUUUUUCCUGGAGGCUGAUAAAGGUACUCUGCAAACUGUUUGUCUUCCAGACCCCUUGCCAUGAUGAUUCCACCAUCGGCACCAAGCCCUGUCAGCGAUGCUGCCCUCUUGUCAGGGGUGGCUUCUCAGGAAGUCUGGAGGCCGCCAGUGCCGGGCUAUUCUGGGCUGCCCACCCGGCACAUCAGUCACCGGGCCAACAACUUCAAGAGACACCCGAAAAGGAGGAAGCACAUCCGGCCUUCGCCGCCGCCGCCCCCGAACACUCCCUGUCCCAUGGAUCUGGUUGACUUUGGGGAUCUCCAGCCUCAGAGGUCUUUCCUGGAGCUCCUUUUCAAUGGGUGCAUUCUCUUUGGGCUUGAAUUCAGCUAUGCCAUGGAAACAGCCUACGUUACCCCUGUGCUGCUCCAGAUGGGGCUGCCAGACCAGCUCUAUGGAAUGGUGUGGUUCAUCAGCCCUAUAUUAGGGUUUUUGCUACAGCCUUUGCUGGGAGCCUGGAGUGACAGAUGCACAUCAAGAUUUGGGAGGAGAAGACCUUUCAUUCUGGUUUUAGCAGUAGGAGCGUUGCUUGGGCUCUCACUUAUGCUGAAUGGCAAAGAUAUAGGGAGUGCCUUGUCUGACACUGAGAAUAACCACAAAUGGGGGAUCAUCCUUACAGUCUGUGGUGUUGUCCUCAUGGACUUCAGUGCAGAUUCAGCAGACAAUCCCAGUCAUGCCUACAUGAUGGAUGUGUGCAGCCCAGUGGAUCAAGACAGGGGCCUCAACAUCCAUGCUUUGUUAGCAGGUCUUGGAGGUGGCUUUGGUUAUGUUGUUGGAGGAAUACACUGGGAUAAAACCAGUUUUGGAAAAGCUGUAGGAGGGCAACUUCGUGUCAUCUAUGUCUUCACCUCAAUUGUACUGACUAUUGCUACUGUGCUGACUCUAGUUAGCAUUCCAGAGAGACCCUUAAAGUCCUCUAACAGGAAGAAAAAGGUGAUGAAAAGUCCAAGUCUUCCUCUCCCUCCUUCUCCACCUUUCUUCUUUGAGGACAGUGUAAAUGAAAACUCUGCUUCUCAUAACUCAGCUCACUUACAUGCAAGUUUUACGAGUCCUGUUUCCCCCAUGAGCCCACUCACGCCAAAAUACGGGAGUUUUAUCAGCAGAGACAAUUCUUUGACAGGACUUAAUGAGUUUGCAUCAUCCUUUGGGACUUCAAAUAUUGACAGUGUGCUUAUAGACUGUUUUACAGGCGGGCAUAAUAGUUACAUGACACUUCCUGCUAGUUUGUCCAGGCAGCCUGUCAGUGUGAGCUUUCCUCGGGUGCCUGAUGGCUGUUACCAUGGAGCAAAUGGAAUUCUGGAGCAAGGGGAAAGCAGCUUAACAUCAGGGUCUGAUAGUGAUGUGCUGAGAGUGGGCUCACUGGAUGCAAUAAAGCCACGGUCAUCGGGGAUCUUGAAAAGACCUCAGACCUUGGCCAUUCCAGAUGCUGUAACAGGACACUGCCCAGAGAAUAACAGAAGAAGAAAUGUAACCUUCAGCCAACAGGUUGCUAAUAUCCUGCUGAAUGGGGUGAAGUACGAGAGCGAGCUGAACGAAUCGGGCGAGGCCUCGGAGCAGCCCCUGUCUGUGAAGCUGCUGUGCUCAACCAUCUGCCACAUGCCCAAGGCUCUGCGGAACCUCUGCAUCAACCACUUCCUAGGGUGGCUUUCAUUUGAGGGGAUGUUACUCUUUUAUACUGACUUCAUGGGAGAAGUAGUGUUCCAAGGGAACCCAAAAGCACCUCACAACUCAGAUGAGUAUCAGAAGUACAACACUGGGGUCACCAUGGGCUGCUGGGGAAUGUGCAUCUAUGCAUUCAGUGCUGCUUUCUAUUCAGCCGUGCUGGAGAAGCUGGAGGAGCGGUUUAGCACACGGACCCUGUACUUUGUGGCAUAUUUGGCCUUUGGGCUGGGCACGGGCCUGGCCACGCUCUCCAGGAAUGUCUACGUGCUGCUGUCCCUGUGUGCUACCUACGGCAUCCUGUUCGCCACGCUCUGCACGCUGCCCUACUCCCUGCUCUGCGACUACUACCAGAGCCGAGAGUUCGUCGGCUCGCAGGCGGAGGGCACGCGGCGUGGGAUGGGCGUUGACAUCUCCUUGCUGAGCUGCCAGUACUUCCUGGCGCAGAUCCUCGUGGCCCUGGCCAUGGGGCCGCUGACGGCGGCCGUGGGCAGCGCCAGCAGUGCCAUGUACUUCUCCAGCCUGGUGUCCUUCCUGGGCUGCCUCUUCUCCUCCCUCUGCGUCACCUACGAGCUGCUGCCCGCCGAGGAGCUGCCACCCGUCGAGGAGCAGCGCCCGCUCCUGCCCCGCGCGCGGAACGAGUGAACGGGAGAAGCUGCCCCGGCCUCUGCUGCCUCUUUGCCUCACCCUUGGCCUCCCUGUCGCCACAGGCUGUGCCCCCUGGGACGGCAGCAGCGGGCUCGGCACACGGGAAGAAAGGUCUGUGCUGGCUUUGCUGGGCUUUCCCCUGCCGGUGGGAAGGUGAGGGUGAGGCAGCGGCGCCUGGCACUGCUCGUCCUUCCCCGAGGUGGCAGAGGCCUGUCUGUUCUCCCGGGGGACAGCAGCAGGUGCUGGGGCCGUGCCCUCGGGGUGCUGCUAUCCUGGGGUGACUGCCACUGUCCAGCACGGGGCAGGACACCUGCAGGUCUGGUGCCUGGGCAGGACAAGCUCCCUCUGUCACUGCUGCACAGACUGCCACCGUGGGAAUGGUGACGUGCCAGGCUGGGGGCAGAAGGUGCCACCUCCUUGGCCAGGCAGAGCAGCUGUGAUUCCAAGGGCAGUGGUGAUUCCUGGGAGGAGCUGCAGGUCCUACCUGCAGCCUCUGCCCGUGGAAGGCCUGGCUCUGCAGGGUGCUUUUCAAAACUUUGGGAAGGCUGAGAGCAACUGGCCUCGCUCGGGUGGUGUCAGUCCUCUGUCCAGUGCCACGGGCUUCUGCUGCACAGAGCUCCCACCAGCAGAACUGCUACAAGACACCUCUGUGGGCUGCCAGCACUGUGGCCUGGCUCCCACACCCAGCUCUGGGGGUCCUGGCUGUGGUCCCUGGUGAUGUUUGCCAGUACAUGCAUAUUCCAUUCCUCAUUAGAGUUAAUUAAGAUUACAGGAGUUUGUGAUGACUUAGCAGGAGGAUUUGUCCAUAAUCCAAUUCAGCAAUUGUCCAUAAGCCAGUUUUGGGGAGAAAGGUCUUUUCCCAUCAACCUCCCUUGGGCAGAAGGUUACUCUCAAGAACUUUACUCAUAAGAAAAAUCAUUUGUAUGGAAGCCUGCAUCUCAUUGUUCUUGUUUAUACAAUCUUACCUUGGGACAUGCUGAAGUCUGGGGAUCAGUGGCUAAGUGCUUGUCAAUUACAGCUGCAUCUUCCACAUCUCACUGAAACCAGUAAAAGGGCUUUGGGUUUCAUUACCUGAGAGAUUCCUUAAUUAUUCUGAUUUUAGAAGGUGGUGGGUGAGAAUUUUCUCAAGUUCUAGUUAAGACCAGGAGUUAAUUUUAAGUCAUUAAUUAAGCUAUUUCUAAAGCCCCUGUCAGUCUGCCUCUGUAUUUGGGUGGGCAGCCAAGUUCUGCCAAGGCUGGUGGGCAUUUGGUGUUCACAUGUGCUGUGCAUGGCAUCCCUGUAGAGAUGAUAUUUGGCCCCCAGAUCCAGAAGAAGGCUUUUCUCUGGAGAGUCACUCCUUUUAAAUGGGUUGCAUUUCACUGCUCACCUAAGCUGAUUCUGAUCUAUGAUGCCAGUGAAAUAAUGUGUGUAAUCUUUAGUUGUGGUGGCUUACUGUAAUCCAGUGCUGAAAGCAUAAUACAUAACUUGUAAGAACCCCUGGUUUUUAUCAUCUGCUCCCAAUAUUUAUAUUUUAGAAGCAAGUUUCAUAUUACUCAAUGUUGACUUAAACACAAGAAUACUGCUGAAAGUAUGAAGUCAAGCACUCAGACAUAAGGGACUGUCAGACUGAUGAGUACAUUCACCUUUCAUUUCUUUCUUUGGGCUUACAUGGUGUCACACCUGCAGGAAUAUCUGUGCCAUUUCCUUCAUUAUGGGACAGCUGUCUCCAAGAAUGUUCAGGACAAAGCUGGGACAAAUAACAUGAGAAAAAAUGGCAUUUGGCACUUCUGACAAUCUAAAGACUUGACUUUGGAAAAUUAUUCUUUUCUUGUUAGUCUGCUUUGUAAUCUUAAUUUCUCUUCCUUCUCAAACUUUUAAACUCAAAAGCUAUUUUGUUUUUUGUUUGGUCCCACUAGCUAAUGUGGUAUUAGUUCUUAAAAUUUUUUUCUCCUCUCCUAAGUUUUGUAGCCAGCAUUAUUGCACUAAAUGGAUUGUGAGCACUUUACUUUUCCAGGGAGCUGGAGUUGCAGAUGAUUUUGUUGUAAGUGAAAAUCUUCAAAAAAUUCAUAAAAUCAAUGUAUUUGAUUAUAAUGUUUGUCUCCAUUUCCCUCUGUAAAUAAUAUCAACUACAUUUAUGUAGUUAUAAAACUAUUGCUAUGCCUGUAUGCCUUCCCCAGUGGAUUCUAUACGACAUAUUUCUAUUUUAUGGGAUAUGGACUUUAUUUUGCAUAGGUAUUUAUGUAGUGGUACAUACACAGGACUUCUAAGUCAACAUCAGUGUGUUAAUUUGGGGCUUUGAGCAAUACUAGUGGUGUCUGGAAAAGAACCAGAGCCUGUCAUCAUGCAGAGUUAAAAAUUGCACCAAAUCCUUAGAAAUAACUUUAAAAAGAGGCAUUGCUUACUUGCUUCUUCUUUUCCUUUGUCAGACAUUUUGUAUUUUACAGAAAUUACUGUAUAUGGUCACUGGUGAACUGUGAGCUGCAAGGUGAUGUUUCCCUUCUGGAAUCCAAAGGCUUCAAAUAUUCUGUCUAAAUUUGCAAGUUACUGAUUUAAAAAAAAAAAAAGAUGCAUGAGUUUAGGCAGGAAAAUGAUUUUAUGCUGUGCUGUUUUUCAGUGAUGCCUAAAGGUUAAUUUUGAUUAAGUCCAUAUCAUUAAAGGUUGCUUCAUGGCAA